Messenger RNA from Physella acuta, 1514 nucleotides. Its product is annotated as V-type proton ATPase subunit e-like. The record is from RefSeq and is a predicted model, not a curated record. Gene Ontology annotation, biological process: proton transmembrane transport. NCBI's taxonomy places the organism in Eukaryota, Metazoa, Mollusca, Gastropoda, Physidae. Gene Ontology annotation, cellular component: proton-transporting V-type ATPase, V0 domain; plasma membrane proton-transporting V-type ATPase complex. Gene Ontology annotation, molecular function: proton-transporting ATPase activity, rotational mechanism.
UCUUGCGACCGGAAACGUAUACUGAACAUCAUAUGACAAGACUAAGAAAACUCAGAAAAACAAUACAAUGUCUGAUACGGGUUUAGCUUUGGGUGUAAUUAGUGCCAUUUGGGCUUUUAUUGGUAUUAUUUUACCAAUAAUAAUUCAUUUCGUGAUGGCUAAAUCUCCAAAUCGAGGCAUUGUACAGAUCUGUCUCAUACUGACUGCAGUAUGCUGUUUUAUUUUUUGGAUUGUGACAUACAUUGCACAGUUGAACCCUCUGAUUGGACCACAGUUAAAACUAGGGGUGAUAAAAAUGAUGCUUUUGGAGUGGUAACUGAGGCACUGAAAGAAUCACCUCAAUCAAUCAAUGUGAUAAAUUUAAAGGAUUGGCUUAAAAUAAUCAAGAUGUUUCAUGUUAUAUAAUUUAGUUUUAAACUCUUUUUUUUUGUUGUAAAUUUCUGCCCAAAAAGUCUUGUGCACCAUCAAUGGAAAUUUUGCUGAUGCAUUUGAUUCAUGUAUCUUACUUCAAUUUUCAUAAAGCAAAUAGGCCUACCUACACAAAUUUGAGGGCAAUGGUUAAAUAAGUUGUAAUAGUUUUUUAUUAUGUAUUUGUUAAUAUAAUGUUAGUCUGUAUGUUAACAGAUUGCAUUUAGUUCCCAUUGUUUCAACUGAUCUGAAUGAAACUUUGACACUUAAAAAACGAAUGAUUUUAGCUGUUGUGGUUGUCAUACUUUUUUUGUCUUAAAGUUAAGAGUUAUUUCUCUGAAAUGUUUUGUUAGCUGAAAAUCUGGCUUUUUAUUUCAUCAUUGUGUAAAUUUGUAAGUUUUUGAUUAUUUGCUAAAGAAUAGAAAAAUCACUGUUUAGACCUACUGUAUAUACUAUUAGUUCUAUGUUAUCUCUCUCUCUCUCAAUCAUUACAAAUUACAUUAUCUUUUAAAAAGGCAACAUGACACUUGUGCAUACAGUCAGUUUAUAAUUCUUUGAAAGCUUCCUACUAUGUGAUUUGAACUAUAAUUUAAAUCUACUUCAUGAAGUUGCAGGACUAAUGUACUUCAAUUUUAAAUAAGACAUGCUUUUUUUUGGUCGAUCUAGUUACUUACUCACAGGAUUCAUGUAGUUGAAUAUAUUAUAGGCUGUGUAUUUUCCUACAAAAAUAUACUUUUUAAAAAAUAUUUUCCUUUUACUCAGAUUUAGGGUGUUCUUAUGGUUUAUAUUUGAUCCCUGAUAGCAUUGUCAUUAUAUCAAUGGAUCUUUAUCAUUCUGUAGAUUUAGCAAAGUUAUUGUCAUUCCAAACAUGUACAUAUGUUACUAAUUUUGUCUUCAUAGAAAAUUCUGUAAUAUACUUUUAUUUAUCAGACCAGUAAAUAAUAAAUCUUAAAAUUAUUUGUUGCUUUAUUUUUUUACUUCAGUUAACUAAAUUUAUUAAUCAAAUGAAGCAACUGGAAUUGUGAUUCUAUGUCAAUACCCUUAUCACUUCUUCGCAUUAUGGUUGUGUUUUACAUCUUUUCCACGUUUGUCAUUAGUCAACUGUU